This is a messenger RNA of Microtus oregoni (creeping vole), 861 nucleotides long. Its product is annotated as dehydrogenase/reductase SDR family member 2, mitochondrial-like. Bases 1 to 861 code for a protein of 286 amino acids. The transcript has 8 exons. NCBI's taxonomy places the organism in Eukaryota, Metazoa, Chordata, Mammalia, Rodentia, Cricetidae. Gene Ontology annotation, molecular function: carbonyl reductase (NADPH) activity. The record is from RefSeq and is a predicted model, not a curated record.
AUGGCUUCCAUUCUCCGGUCUGUCCCACGGGUCUUUAGGGGCUAUCAGUGUGCCUCAGUCCCUCUCUCAGCAAGAAUGUUCCAGAAAAGAGCAGAUGAGAAAUGUACCCUGGCUAAUAAAGUGGCUGUGGUCACUGGCUCUACAAAAGGGAUUGGCUUUGCCAUCGCCCGGCGUCUGGCCCAGGAUGGGGCCCACGUGGUCAUCAGCAGCCGGAAGCAGCAGAAUGUGGACCAUGCAGUGGCCACACUGAAGGAGGAGGGGCUGAGUGUGACGGGCACUGUGUGCCAUGUGGGGAAGGCUGAGGACCGCCAGCACCUUGUGGCCACAGCCCUGGAACACUCCGGGGGUGUUGACUUCCUGGUGUGUGUGGCAGGAGUCAAUCCUUUUGUGGGAAGCACCCUGGGAACCAGUGAACAGAUCUGGGACAAGAUCCUGGAUGUCAAUGUGAAGUCUCCAGCUCUGUUGCUAAGCCAGUUGCUGCCCCACAUGGAGAAGAGGGGGGGAAGCUCUGUUGUUCUGGUGUCCUCUGUAGUAUCUUAUUUGCCAAUGCCGAAACUGGGCGUCUACAACACCAGUAAGACAGCCCUGUUGGGCCUCUGCAAGUCUCUGGCUGUGGAGCUGGCUCCAAAAGGCAUCCGCGUGAACUGCAUAGCGCCAGGAAUUAUCAGGACUGACUUUGGCCUAGGGGAGAAAGAGAAAACAAUGAUGGAUAUAUUGCCUGACAUAAAUAAAAUCUAUGGAUUGCAGCGGUUAGGGGAGCCAGAAGACUGCGCCGGGAUCGUAUCUUUCCUAUGCUCCUCAGAUGCCAGCUACAUCACCGGGGAGAACAUCAUAGUAGCUGGCUUCUCCCCUAGAGUGUGA